AUGGAAUGUGAUCGUUUGCAAAUAAAGAAAAGAUAUAAUGGAUCAACAUUAAUCUUGAAGCUUAGUAAGAUCGUGAUCAUUUAUGUAGAUCAACAUUUGUUAGUCAUGUCGCACACAGCUUCUUGUCGAUCUGUGAUCAUAUCUGUGAAACAUUAUUUUCCAUUCAUGAUUGUGCGAAAUGUUAAAGUGCUUGUUUAUGUUUCAUGGUAG
Clunio marinus is the source of this 210-nucleotide messenger RNA. The record is from the annotation of a GenBank genome assembly. NCBI's taxonomy places the organism in Eukaryota, Metazoa, Arthropoda, Insecta, Diptera, Chironomidae.